AUGCGCUUCAUUUCAUUCCUUGUAGCUUUUGGAGCUGCGAAUGCAGCAAUCGACGUCCAGCUUGUAUGGCGCCUCGAGAAGGACUCCGAACACUCUUCUGUGAGCGCCCUUGACCUGAAGAAAGGCACCCUACUUGCUGGAUCUUGCGGCAGCACCCUUGAGGCCGACACCCCCAUCGACUUCUCGAACGUCGACAAAGACGGUAAUGGAAACUUUACCGUUGGUGAUGCAAACUACCGAGUCCACUCGAAGCCCGAGUUCUCGGGCGGCCCUUCGUGCUCCAAGACGUUCAACGCCAAAUACUCCCUGGUUCAGUGUUCUGGCGUGAAGUGGCCUGGUACUCCAGAUAGCGCUAAGGGUAACGCCACGGACUGUUUCAAGGACGAGGACUCGCAGGCCACUUUCCAUGCUCUUGAGGCCCGCGGUCUUUCUCAUGAGCUGCAUUCGGCUCACAGACGAGAUAGGCACCAGAAUGACGAGAGACAGUUUUGUUCCUGGUACACCACCACGAACCUGGUCGAUGAUGGCAUGUUUGUAGUUUCGACUUCUACUAGGCUGCAGUCUAACAUUUUGCAGGCAACCCGCAUCAGAACUAUCUCCAUAAACAACUCUCGAACUGGGCUGACCAUCUUGUCUAAUCAGGAAACUAUCAACUGCGGCACUGCCGAGUCAUGCUCGGUUGGUAGUAUGCAAUCAAAGUCCUUCACAAUUGGAUGGAGUUCCGAUUUCAGUGGCGUGCCAUGGAUCUCGGGAGGCUUCAGUGUGUCGGAAAGCUGGACUACGGGCAACUCCUAUACAUGCAAUGCUGGAAAAGGAGAAACGGCGUGCAUCUGGUACAACACCGCCCACACGGCUUAUACUGUACGUGAGACCGCACGAAACUCAUGUGGCGGCUCUUAUACUGCGCGCGGCCCAUAUAUUCUCUUCUCCCCUAACGAGCAGAACCGCGGGGGUGGAUACUAUUGUGUCAUUGGUACCUGCCGCUCGCAGGGAGACGAAUACUGGGAUAAGUCGGGUCGUGCCGGUGGUCCUUAA
Molecule: messenger RNA, 1035 nt
Organism: Fusarium falciforme
Lineage: Eukaryota; Fungi; Ascomycota; Sordariomycetes; Hypocreales; Nectriaceae
Exons: 3
Coding region: 1-1035 (344 amino acids)
Source: RefSeq, a predicted model, not a curated record